UGGUUUGGUCAUGAUACAAACAAGCCGCUAGAGAGAAGAAACGGCCGAAGACGACGAAAGCCCAUUAAUGAUCAGAUCGCCCAUACUUAACUAAUAUUCCUGAAUGCCUCAUUUUUUAAAAAUCAUUUCCACGCUCAUUUUGGACUGUCAAGGUUACUUUGCGCAUGAUCUGGUUUAAACUAGUCUACUAAGCUUGCCAAAUAGCUAACCCUAGAAUAGGAAACGCACAGCUGGCGUUUGAAGCACACCGAAGCCCCAUUCGUUAGCCAGCCCAGAGCUGCAUUCCUGAGACAACGCAACAAUGGCAGUCCAAAAAACUUUGGACCCAUGAACCGAAAUCGAGAUAAUGUCCAAGAGGCCCCACAAAAGAGGCUGCGGUUUGUUAAGCACCUGUAGGCGUGUCCAUUGUUUGCAUUGAAAUCACAAACUUAAACUUGCUUGUAAGAAUUCCAUUACCACCAUUUACCCCCUGGCAAAGAGUUUUUAUCACAGCUCAGUGAAGCUGAGUAAACGAGUACGUAUCCAUAAAAGCCAUUUAUGAGAAGUGGCUAGCGCCUUGCGUCCUGCCGGCCUACUGUAGUCUUUCUCACUAUUGGUCCAGUGAAGAGCCUUUCUUUUUAUUUGUUAACUUAUCAGUCUGCCACUCAUCACCUGUUGAGUAAGCACAAAUGCAUUUUGGGUAAUGAGCUCUGCCCUUUCUCUCUUAAGCUCCCCCGGUACCCAGCCUGGCGCGCAGCUGCUCACACGUCACUCUGAGUCAAGUGGAGGCGUGACAUGGAGAGCUCUGUGUGCGUGUAUUUGCCAUGAGAGCUGAGUCACACGCUGUCUUGGACCUGUCUGCUGAAAGCGAAUUUCCCAGCGCUGGUGCUUAAAGCUUCUCCGGCAGGCAGGACUGCUUAGGCGGGCGCGUUGUCUGGUUCAGUGUGCACCUUGUUUGCUCUGUAUUAAAGGACAGUACUGCAAAGGAACCUACAAAGUUUGAAAUGUGAAACACAACAAAUGGCGUCUGGGCAGGCUGUAGACUUGGAAGGGUUCACCAUGACGGACAGUAUCAUGAGCAAAGCAGCCACGAUGGAGAUCCCCAUCAACAGUAACGGAGACACGAGGGUUCUUGGUGAGGACGACGGCCUCGAGCAGGCUCCAAACGCACAGUGGAGUUUACACGGGAGGGUGGGCCACCCCGGCCACAGGGACUUGCAGCAGGUAAUGGUAUCUGGGCCCAACCUUAACGAGACCAGCAUCGUAUCGGGAGGUUAUGGUGGCACAGCAGAAGGUAUCAUCCCUACCAGCUCCAUCAAAGGGCCCGCUAUUCACCUCAACACUCACUUUCUGGGCAACAGACGAAUCCCAGUCGAUGGACAAGACCUACGAACGAAGUGCAGGGGCAUUAACGUUGCCCCGAGCCAGUCUGCGGCCAGCCGGAUAGCCAACCAAUCAGACGACUUCCCCGGUAUCCCAGGUCCCAGCCUGCACAGCGGGAGCUCUCCCACUGUGGCAGAGGAGGCCACGAGAGGCGUUGCCGUGGAGAAGUUUGACAUGAUGAAGAAAUGGAGCCUGAACACCUAUAAGUGCACGAAGCAGCUGAUCUCAGAGCGGUUCGGCCGCGGCUCGCGCACCGUGGAUCUGGAGCUGGAGGCCCAGAUCGAGGUGCUGCGUGACACCAAGCGCAAGUAUGAGACCGUGCUGCGGCUGGCCCGCGCGCUCACUAACCACUUUUACAGCAUGGUGCAGACGCAGCACGCGCUCGGCGACACCUUCGCCGACCUCAGCCAGAAGUCUCCCGAACUGCGGGACGAAUUUGGCUACAACGCAGAAACCCAGAAGCUGCUGUGUAAGAAUGGGGAGACGCUGCUGGGUGCCAUCAACUUCUUCGUGUCCAGCAUCAACACGCUUGUUAACAAGACUAUGGAAGACACGCUCAUGACCAUCAAGAUGUACGAGAACGCAAGGCUGGAGUUUGACGCCUACAGAGCUGACCUGGAGGAGCUGAACCUUGGCCCGCGGGACGCCGUCACCAUGGCUCGCAUCGAGACGGCCCAACAGCAGUACCAGAUCCACAAGGACAAAUACGAGCGACUGCGCAGUGACGUCAUCAUCAAGCUCAAGUUCUUGGAGGAGAACAAGGUGAAGGUGAUGCACAAGCAGCUUCUCCUUUUCCACAAUGCCAUCUCCGCCUACUUCGCCGGGAACCAGCAGCAACUGGAACAGACCCUGAAGCAGUUCAACAUAAAGCUCAAGCCGCCCGGAGCCGACAAGCCGUCCUGGCUGGAGGAGCAGUGAAAGUGCGGAAAAUCGAGCCCCCUCCCCCCGAUCCGUCAUCCAGACAGAGCACGCAGCCGGCCGCGUUCCCGUGCGUUCGGAUACGGGCCGCCGCCUCUGCCUUUUCCGACCUGUGCUCCGUUCCUCUUCCUCCUCGCUCCCUCCCACCGUGUCUCCAUCUCUCUCCCUCUCUCUGCACUAAAACUGUUUGGUCAUGAGAUGUUGCGUCACUCGUGUCUAACUCAUUCCAACGGUUGUUGCGUUUUUUGGUUCAAACACUCGCCAACCCGCAGGUCGGCGCACGCCGGCCUGGUGCCCUGGGGAAAUUACCCGUGGGCGUCAAUCAGAACUCCUGAGCACCGGACCUUCGUCUCUCUGCCACUAAUGAGAAAGCUUGCCACGUUUCCCCUUUUAUCCGUGUGCGAUGUUCAGCUUGCAGACCUGGACUUGUAGAUAAUGAGCGACAACCCAGCAACUGAACACCCCUGUUCCAGAACUUUCAAAGAAUACAUUUAUAGGUGCGUCCUAAAUGACAAUAGAUCUGAUAUGAUUUAUUUUGCUAAGUGUCCAGAAGAAAUAUAAAAAAUUCAUAAAUUUUCCUUGUUACGAACAUCCGAGUUAUCACGAUACAGAGGAGAUUGUUCUUAACCGUCAUUUUAUUUGGUCACAUUGGUACAAAAACACUACAACUAUGUGCUUCUUCGUUGCGGGAUUCCGUAAAGUAUACACAGUCAGUCUCCGGAAACAUUUUCAUUUGUGAACUUCUGCCACAAUGCUUUACGUAAACGUUUGCGGGUGGAGCCGCGCACCCGUGUGCUGGUUCGUCGUCUCGUGGAGUGAACCUGUGCUCCUCCUGUUCCUGUCCCGUCGCAGCUCACGGAGCCUCAGAAUGGUGAAGAACCUCGAGGACGAAAAGGUCCAUUUUAUGCCAGCUGGUGUAAUCCCUGCAUUUGAGAUUUGCUCUGCAGCAAUUCAGAUGAAAUAUUGUCGAUUUGAAGUUUGGCAUCAACAGUAUUGUAUACUGUACUGUUUGCCUUGGGAUUAAGGUUGUUCUAAUGCCAUUUCCAAUUGUGUCCAAUGAAUUCAAUGCCUGUUUGUUUUUUUGUUUGUUUUAUUGUGGGGUUUUUUUUGUUUUGUUUUGUGGGGUUUUUUGUUUUUUGUUUAUUUUGUUUUUAAGGAAAAGAUACAAAGAGAGGGAGUAUAGCUGUGUGUUCAGCUCCAGGGGUUCGAAUGCAAUAUUUGCAAUGUUUGAAAGAUGAGUGAACAUUACGAGCUGUAUUGCCAAAACAGCUGCCCAUCCGAGGAUUGUGCUGAAUUAUUGUGCUAUGUACCAAUUUCUGUCACUUUUGCUUGUGUAUCUGUUGUUUUAAGUUACCAAAUCAGAGGUUAAUCCAAGAAAUGAGAUGUGCAUUUGUCAGUAUGAUUUUUUUUUUUCAUGUGCUUCAUUAGUUGUGAGCAGAAGUUGAGCUCCACUGUUCACCUGUACUCACUAACCUACACCAGCGUGUGUGUGCUUCCAACAAUUCAUGCGGAAGAAGUGAUCACUCCCCUCUUUUUUUUAAACUUGCUUUUGAUUUCAUUUCAUAAUUAUAAUGGAAUUAUAAUUCUAAUUUAUAAUAUAGUUUAUAAUACUGCAGCUAUUUAUUACAAAGGCCCCUCACAGUCAGAACUGUUUAUUUCCUUUUUCUGUAAGUAAGACCUUCUUGCUUCCUAAAUUAUAAAAUUAUUGUAUGCUAACAUAAAGGGAUAUACAUUCUGAGCAGUUAAACUGUUGUACUUUUCUCCAUUUUCAUUCAUGUGUAAAAAAAAAAAAAAAAGUAUGAGAACUGGUUAAAGACAAUACAAAGCAUAUUCGCACAGUAGAUCACAAGUGGCUAUGGCUAAUGGAGUGUGUUAGCCUUCAUUCAGAAAUGAGCUACAUACAAUCUAACUGAAGUACAACACACAGGUGACCUUUUGAACACUACACAAUAGGUCUGAACCCACACAGAAGCAAUACUGAAGGUGUUCGCAGGAACACUGGAUUUUAAUAUUGGCUGUACUGGCUAUGUCUGCCAAUGGGUUUUCUGUGGCUUUUUCCGGUUUAAAGCGGUCCACAGACCUCCACCAUUUACUCUGUUGCAUUGUCGUUCACUCGUGUGAAAAGUAAUGCACACUGUUGGCGAUUAAAGAGGAACACUUUCAUCUGAAA
Molecule: messenger RNA, 4450 nt
Organism: Electrophorus electricus (electric eel)
Lineage: Eukaryota; Metazoa; Chordata; Actinopteri; Gymnotiformes; Gymnotidae
Source: RefSeq, a predicted model, not a curated record